ACCCCCGCCCGCCUGGCGCAGCCACCGCCCUCUCCCGGUUCGCCCUCCACGAUCGCCCGGGGGUCUCCCGCUGGGGAGGCCGGCGGGGUCCGCUCCUCCUCCUCCUCCUCCUCCUCCCGCAGCGCCGAGCACGGCGGGGGGCGGCCGCGGGCCCUGCCCAAUCUCGGCGUCCGGGCCCGGCUGCGCGUUGGCUGCCGGCGCCGCCGCCAGUGAGGCUGCGCUGAGGCUGCGGGGCCGGAUGGCCGAGCCGCCCGCCCCGCUCACUCGGGCGGCGGCCGGCGGCGGGCGAGGAGUCGGGGCGAGCCCUCCCUGCCGGGAGAGCCAGCCCUGCGGUACGCAGCGCCAUGGUCUCAUGGAUCAUCUCCAGGCUAGUGGUGCUUAUAUUUGGCACUCUUUACCCCGCAUAUUAUUCUUACAAAGCCGUGAAAUCAAAGGACAUCAAAGAAUAUGUCAAAUGGAUGAUGUACUGGAUCAUAUUCGCACUCUUCACAACAGCAGAGACAUUCACGGAUAUCUUUCUUUGCUGGUUUCCAUUCUACUAUGAACUGAAAAUAGCUUUUGUAGCUUGGCUGCUGUCUCCAUACACAAAAGGCUCCAGCCUUCUGUACAGGAAAUUUGUUCAUCCAACGCUGUCUUCAAAAGAAAAGGAGAUUGAUGACUGCCUCGUCCAGGCAAAAGACCGGAGCUACGAUGCCCUUGUGCACUUUGGGAAGCGAGGGUUGAACGUCGCAGCCACAGCAGCCGUCAUGGCUGCUUCAAAGGGACAGGGGGCCCUGUCUGAGAGACUAAGGAGCUUUAGCAUGCAGGAUCUCUCAACGAUUCGUGGAGACAGCAGCAGCACCGUUCCUCCUUCAGUCACUGUACGAACAAGUAGCAAACAGAGCCAGCCAAAAACAUCCAGAAGUGCAUCGGAAGGCACUGGCAGCUCAGUGUGCACGUGUUGCUCGGUAUGCCGACUCCUCAGAGUCAACCCGGAGACGGCAACAGAGGGACUGAAGGAUCACAGUGCUGCCACCGUGCUGCUGGCUGUGUCACUUCCAGAGUACCAGGGUGUGGACAAUAAGUAUGAAAAGCCACCUGAGACAAACUGUGGAACAAAAGGCUCUGUGUUCUCAGAUGAUGAAGAGAACGAUUCAUUGGAUUGUACAUCCAUGAACAAAAGGCCCAAAAAGAAGGAUCAACCCCUUGAGGCACCGCCUAGGACCCUUAGACCUCGCUUCAGGAAGAAAAGUACCUCGUCCUCUGCCACUGAAACAAUGUGAGUGCAAUGAGCCAAUAGCACCAAGAUCCACAGAAUGUCUCUCUUCUGCCUUAAAGAGCUACUCGUUGAUAAUGUAGGAAACAGCAGUGGGAUGGAUGUGCUUUGAUGUACAGCGUUGUAGACACGGCCUUUCUCUCUCCUCUCUCUGUAUCCUUCUGUUACACGCUUCUCGCGUUUGUCCGUGACGUGGGUAGGACAGUCCAGCAGACACCUGCAGGUUAAGAGUCCUUGUUUCGUUUGCAGAGUGUGCACCCACUCUCGCUAAUCCUGUGAGGUUGUACAUUUACAAUUCUCAUUUGUGUCUGCAUAGCUCUAGCUCUGUGAAUGCACAACGGAAACAAAAAUAAUCAGUUACUCAUGAUGAUACAUUGACAGUGGUUUUAUUUAUGGCUUUAUCAUUAAUGAAGUGGAUUUGCAGAAGCCAUGGAUUUCUCUUUCCUCCCUUCCUCCUCAAGACUGUGAAUGAUAUAACAAAUGCCAAUGUACUUUGACUGUACAAAAUGUCUAAGAUUCAUUAGUGAAAGCUGAGCUGCAACUCUGUUUCUCUUUCUGCAAGUACAUCACCUGUAUUCUGAGAAAACCAUUGUGCUAAAAACCAUAGAGACAGAACCACUUACAGAGGACGAGGAAGAGAUGUGCAAGAGAAAAUAAAUGGUUUCAAUGAUGUAAUGAAGGAGGAGUCUUAAUUUUGAUCAGCCUGAGCCAGGAGAGUAUUGUGUGGAAAAUGAUGGCGGCUAGAAGAGCUAGAUCGCAUCGCUUGUGGCAAAUGUUCUGCUGCCAGUUUUAAAAUGUGAGCAAGCCAGGCUUGUCCCAGCUGCAGCGACAGAAGUUAGAAUCGCUUUAGUGAUGCACUUCCAGGGGAAAACGCAGCUUUCUCCCCUGCCUGCAGCAGCGUCAGUCCCAGCGCUCUGCUCUCCUGGAGAGGUGCUGCUGUUUUACUUGCACGAGCAGGGCAGGGCGCUGGGUCUGAGCUGCUUUUUGAAGCCUGGAGUUUCGCCUGUAGCAUGGAGUUUGGUUAGAACCACAAGAACCAGAUGGAGUGGUGUGUUUGUAUCCAUAUAUAAACGAGAAAUAUAAAAGAAGAGGAAGACAUGGUAGGGUUUGUGUAUUUGUGCUUCGAGUUGGUGUCUCUUGUAAGUGUUGAGCAUGUGAGAUUCACACAUAAGUUAACUACGUGUCCCUUUGUGUUUGCUCUUGGACCUGUCACAUAGACUAGAAAAACAUUUAGCAUUACGUAGAACGUGCCGCCACUAAUGGAUCAGUACACGGGCUUGAUGAUGAACAGUAUUGUUAAUCUAGUUCAGGUGCAGCAGCCCCGGAUGCCAACAGCCGGCUGGAGCGUAUCAGGCUCAGAGAUAAAUCUGAAGUGGCCUUUGAAACCUUUUCUCUGCCGGGUAUGCACCGAUACCCCAGCUGUCCCUGUCUGAUGGAUCCCUGAGGUUUCCCCCAGAGCUUCCUACGUAUGUGGGGAAGAGAGAAAUAAAUUAUGUGCACGCACAAAUGUUUAUCUGACCUGGUUAGGAAGCAGGUAUUUCCUGUGUCUGCCACAAUAUUUGGCUUCAUCACCUGAGAAUUUUAUUUCCUUUACAUGUGCUAAUAUUCAAUCAUAUUUUGCAAUGGGUAAGAAGGAAAAAAAUCUUCAGAAAGUAAAUUGAAAAAAAAAACCCAACAAACCUGUCUAAAUAGCAGUUACAGAAGAGUCAGUCCUUGGAAAAUACUCAGCAAAAGCUUUGAGGAGCUAAGCUUGUGUGUUUUAUUUUUAAGCAGCUUUAGAGUUGAUUUGAUUUCUUUUGGCAAACAUUAAAAAGAAAUAGAAAAACUGCCUGCAGUGUUAGCAGAAAAUAAAAUCCUGUUGCAAGCAAGCUACGUUUCCCUGCUAUGCAAUGGGCUGCCAUAAGAUAAAAAAGCUGACAAGUUUGCACUCAAUUAUGCCAAAAACCCCAACAACAUAGAGCUACGUAACAGCUGACAUUCUAUUCUCUGACACGCUGUAUUAACAUUGAUUCUCACUAAAAUUAUUAAAUGUGCGUCUAAUCUGCUGUUUUACUGUAAACUUGACUGUUUAGCAUUUCUGAAGUGCUGAGGUGAAAUUGUUGACAAGGGAGUUGCCUUAUAUCUCUCAAAACAUUCACUGUAUAAAUGAGAAAAAUAAACCUUUUCAUAUCUCUGGCAAAAAUGUAUUAAUUUAUCAACCGAGCUGUAUAUUUGUGUAUAGAUAGACGAGAAAUGUGAAUGCCUCACCACGUACACUUGGUGCCGUAGUGUUCUGUAUGCAGAAGAGAACGGUCGUUUGCUUUUGAUUCCUCAUCUUCCACACACGGGUUGUUUGCAGGUGUUGCCCCAAGUCUGCCAUGUCACUCUCUGGCUACUCAAACACUAGACAUGUCAAGGCUUUUGUUCCAGUUUUUCUCUUGAGCCUCGGCUAAGGAACAAGCCCGACCAAGCGACUUCGUUGCCUUCCUGCGCUGAUGCCGACCCCUCCUGGCAAAGGAGCGUUUGCAGGGCUUGAGCAAAGGGAGGUGGCCUGGAUGGACGGUGGCUUCUUGUGUUGACGGGGAGCGGUUCUCCGGUGUAAGCCAUCUCACCGCUUGCACGUCGCUCCUCCUCAACGCAAGGCAUCUUUCAGCUGGUGGUUUAAAAUAGCAGAUGUGGCUUAAGUAAGAAAAGCCCGGUUUUGGGGCCUUUCAGGCAGCUGGCCUCUACGGUCAGUUGUCUGGGGCUAGCAGGCACCUCCCGACUUCUCAGAGACGGCCUGGAGAGCGUAAGCCUGCAAGAGCAGGCCAGCCCUAGGAAAUACAGCCUUUAGCCAGCACGUGCAGUUUUGAGCAUUAUUUUUGCAAUAUUGAGGCUGAGGGAAACUGCAUCUGAAGAUGGUCCAUGGAAAAUGGGCCUGUGAAUUACUUCACAAAUUUACCAUAAAUUCACUGCAAUUAUGAGGGGAAUGAGCUCAGAGCAGCUCAGCGCAGUCCUCCACGCCUCCUCUCCUGUCGUAGGGGCCAGCGUCAGCGCAGUUACAGCAGUUGCCAACUGCUGAAUCAGGAUCACAUCAAAUAUAGGCAAGACAGAAUUCAUGUGUAUCACCAUCCCCUUGGAAUUAAUCCCACGCUAAUUUAAAUUGUGCAAGUGCAAACCCAGCACAGAAGGAAAAGAGAAUGUGGUUAUUUAUCCCUAACGAGAAGGAGAAAGCCGCUUGGAGAGAUGCGAUGUUCCCUAGCCUCACGUAAACAACCCGCUGCCUCUGACUGCUCCCUGAAGUGUUCUCACGUCGUGAUGAAACCCUCGUACUUGUGACCCAAUGCUCCUUAAUCACAGUCUCCUUUUUGCUGUUUGUUUCAUUUUGCAUCUAGCACCGUAUUUGAAAUAGCAGAGAACACUACGUUGGGAUUUGCGUUUAGACGAACUAUUUGAGGAUCAUAAUUGUGCACUUCAUGUGAUUUCUUUCCUGUGGUUGGUAGAAAAGAUCCGUGAUGAAAUGGUACACUUAAGGCCUCGCAAGGGUGGCCAUUACAACAGUAUUCCAAAGGUUGAUGUUUUGCUGGUUUUGUUAUACUGCUUGAUAUACAUCUUGAAUAAAGUCUUAAACUUUUCUUUAAAAAAAAAGAAAACAAAAAAAGAAAACAUCAUGUAUCUGGCAGGCCAGAAUAAUUACUUUGAUCGCUGUAUUAUUUUUAUCUCAAUUCUGGCUGACUGUAUAUAGAUGUAUUCACUAAGUGCUGCAUGUCCUUCGGAACUUCUUUCUGUAUUAUGAACUGGAAAAAAAAAAUACAGCUACUAAACACUCUGA
This is a messenger RNA of Chroicocephalus ridibundus (black-headed gull), 5045 nucleotides long. It is a transcript of the gene REEP1, whose product is annotated as receptor accessory protein 1. Gene Ontology annotation, molecular function: microtubule binding; olfactory receptor binding. The record is from RefSeq and is a predicted model, not a curated record. The transcript is spliced from 10 exons. Gene Ontology annotation, cellular component: cytoplasmic microtubule; endoplasmic reticulum membrane. The coding region runs from base 345 to 1262 and encodes 305 amino acids. Lineage: Eukaryota; Metazoa; Chordata; Aves; Charadriiformes; Laridae.